UGAUUGUAAACUGUAAUCAAAUUCAAAAUUAAUGUCAAAUGUUUACAAUAAUUGAACGGUUAAUGUAUAGCACAUGUUUGUCAUGCAAUACCAUUGAUGUCAACGCAUGCGCUCACAGACUAUGACAACACAUGUAAUGUUGGAAUCAAUGAGUGAAUGCUUUAUUGGAAUCCAAUUAUAAUAUCAAUUGGUUUUGACUUUUGAUUGCAUUCAUUGAUUGAUUGAUUGAUUGUUUCGUUUGAUUGACUCAUUUGAAUACUUAGUGACCAACACUUUGGCUGUUAUUUCGGCGAUUUGUGUCUCACAUGUCAACUGACUGUCGCCACCAAUAUGUUGAUCCAACCGACGGCCACAACCGGAGACAUACUCAAGAAUUUGCCGGUUUUUAUACUGAGCUCAUCAUUGAAUGACAGACAAACCAUUUUUAAGAGUUUGAUCCAAUUGGUCAAUGACAAGGACAUCGAAGAGACAACAAUUCGCGGAUUGUUUAAAGUGAUAAUUAAGACACAUAUUAGAUAUAAUGACUUGAAAUCAAUAGCAAUAGUCAACCAAUUUGUGGCACAUUUGUUGAAGAAAUAUCCGGCGAUUGGCUCCAAAAAUCUGGUGCUAUGUCUUCACGGUUACUGUCAACCACUCAAACAAUUGAAUUCAACGAAAUCUAUAUCAAGAGUUUAUUUGUCAGCACUUAAGUUGAGUGCUUGUAUUGAUUGGAACCAAUGCGGUGAUGACAAUGACGUGAAGUCGAAACUCAUUGAAUGUCAAGCGAUUCUGUGUACUCUUGUGACAAAUGUUGACUCGCAGAAGAUUACCGAUAAAGUGUACCAAAAGUUGAAGACAUUUUGGAGCCGAACACCUAUUGAAGAAUACUUGAAUUUAUUGAGACAAUUGUCUGUCAAUAGUGCCAACACUGAUCCAUCCAUUGCACUUCAUUUGGCUAUUCUCUGGGAUUUUAUUAUCAAAUAUUUAUCUGAAUUAAAAUCAAAUGAUUUGAUUGCUAAACAUAAGUCUAUAUUCAGUGAACUGUUUCUUAAGCAAAUAAUUGGAAGUAAAACAAAAUUGUCCGAUCAGUUGAUUGCAAAUGGAUUUAGAUAUCAAUUGAAACAAAUAACUCACGAAGAUUUUAGCAAAUCGUUUUGGCCAUCAAUUCAAAAGGCUGUUCUUCGCAAUGCAGAAGUUGUUUUGAAUUUAGUUUCUGUUAUUUUCAAAGGACUUUCACUUGAUUUGAGUCCAUACGCCAUAGAUAUUGGAAAACUAUUGGCCACACAAUUGCAUUCAAAAGAUGAUACUCUUCGUCUGGAAGCUAUCUCUGCCACCAAAUAUUUGGCUCAACAAUGCUCUAACUCAUCGGCCAUUGAAGGACUUCUCAAACAUUACUUUGCAGUUCUUAAUGGUAGUGAAGGAAAGCUUACUAUUGCUGUCCAACGAUUUGGUGUUGUGUCCGGUAUUGGAUCACUUAGUUAUCAUUCAGUCAGCGGUGAAGCUCAACAUCUGAGCGAACUGGCGAUGGAAUCCUUUGUAACAGUUCUCAAACAAGAAGUACACGAACCGACAAUCAUUCACAUGACAGCCCAACUUCAACUUUGGUGUCAACGAUUAGUUACCGAAAUACCAAAACUGUUUAUCGAUUGGUUUAAAGCAUUGCAAACAUUGAAGACAUCGACUGCUAACGUCAAGAGUGCAUACAUUUUAUGUCUUAGUUCUGCGUUUAAGCAAAACAUGUCAGAACAGGGCAACGAUGUGCUAACUAUUCUUACAAAUUCGGCUCAAAAGUCAUUUACGUCAACCGUUUCCCAAUUGCCGAACCUUACGGAAGGUUUGUAUGCUAUUUGUUUACUACAAAAACUGUUUACUUUUAACAAACAGUAUGAAACAAAAGUGAAGACAUUGUUUAAUCAGAUGUUUGAAACAAAAAAGUUUGUUUUUCUGACCGACAAAUUCAUAAACGUUGCGAACGAAGAAUCGCUGCAGACUUUGAUUUUAUUUAUUGAUAGUCUUGUCUUUAAUUACGAAACAAAACUUGACUCUAAAAUGGAUCCAAUUAAUAAAGCACUUCUGCUUUUGAUGACACAUCCAAUUUCUUAUUCGGUACGCAAACAAGCUCUGACCACUACCAAGAAGUUGGCCACCAAUUCGAUAAACGACAAGUUUAUCAUUGAUCUACUCAAACAAUAUUAUCAAUUGUUCAAAGACUUGAAAGAUGUUCAAUCAGACAGUAAGCAACAAACCGGUGAUGAGAACCAACAGAACUCUGAUGUGACAAAACAGCCGACUGUUUCAGCACUUAUUGAAUGUCAUAAUUCAUUACUCACUUACUAUAGCGAUGAUCACAAUCUAAAACAAAUACUUUUAGUUGCUUUAUAUUCUUCACAUAUAAAUCCAAUUUUUAAGACAAAUUCAAAUCUUUGGUGCAAUUUAUUACAUAAGAGAAUUGAUGCAAAAUCUGUGGACAAAUAUUUUAAAGAAAAUACAGACACUAUUGUUCAUACAGUUCUUCGAGAGAUUGAUGACAAUUGUGUUAAGAGUAACGCUAUUUCAGCGUUGGUACGCAUAGCUCCCCAUCAAUUUAUACCGAUAUUUCUGGAAAAAGCGGUCAACACAUUGUCAUUACCCGACUUUAAGAUAAUCACUCAAAUGGAUUAUGAAAUAUAUUUGACACCCGAAGGUGAACUUUAUGACAAGUCAAUGGUAGACACAAUGCAAAAUGAUUUUCAGAAUAAUAAAAAUGUCAAACGAGAGUCUAAAUUAUAUUCAUAUAAAGACCAAAUGGAAGAAAUAGAGCUAAGAAAGGAAUUGGAGGCGAAAAAGAAAGCUCAGGGAGACAUCAAAGGACCACAACUGUCCAAAAAACAACUAGAAAUGAAAGAACAACAGCUUGAAAAAGAGGCACAAAUUAGGGCCAAAAUUCAAUCAAAUUUCAAUGAAUUCAAUACAGCUAUUGAUUUGAUCGAUACUAUUGCCAACAGUAAUCCAAAAGACUUAUCAAUUUAUAUAAAUGAUGUAUUGUUUGCAUUGAUUAACUUAUUUGCGUCACCUCUUUGUACACAAAUUGCCACAAAACUGUUUACUGAUUUACGAAAAGCACUAUUCAAUCAAAAAGAUUACGAUCUUAAGAAAUUUGGUGACUCGUUAGCUUUCAUUACAUUAAGACAAUUGAAGCCAUUGUGUCCAAUUGAUGACAACUGGAUGGCCGGAGUACUCGAUGAACGCGUUGACAAUCUGAUGACACAAUUAUAUAAGCGCACCUGUCGUCCAACCGGUCGAGACUAUGACGAAAAGACAGCACAAUUGGCUAUUAAGUUACGAUUAACUGCACCCGCCUUUGCAUAUAGUUUUCCAUUAAUUCAAUCACUUCUAUUAAGUCCCGAUACUUCUGAAGAGUUACUGCUUCAUUGUCUUCAGAUAGUAUCAGAACACUCGCAGAUGAGAUUCACUUUCCAUUUGGAUGACGACGAGAUGGAGAUCUUGAAGGAUCCCCGAUAUUUGCCCAUUAAGUACAUGUUUUUAACUAUACUUAAAGUGAUAGCUAAAAGUCCUAUUCAUAUCGAGCAAAAUGCUUCCAAAGUGCUCACUGACAUUGCAAUGGCUGCAAGUGGAGGAAAGGGAUGCGCGAAAGCGUCAUUUGAUGAGGUGAUGACACUACUGGAAGCGCUGAAAAGCAGCAGUGAAGUUGUCCGCAGUUCAGCACUUUCAGCUCUUGAAGUUCUUACAGAUAAUGUUUUAGUUAAUAUUAAUGAUGAAAAGCAGAGAUUCAUUUUAAUGCACCGUAUAUUUGUGGCACAGUUUGAUCCCAAUGAAAGUUGUUCAACAAGUGCUCAAAAACUAUUUGGUGACUGUUGUUUGAGAACAAGAGUCUCACUUAGCGAUGCCUUAAUUGAUGAUAUUGUUAGUGGAAACUCUGUUAUUAGACAUUCAGUUGCCGGAGCUAUGGAAGCAUUGUUGUCUGAAUUUCCCGAAGAGUCGUUAAAAGUGAUUAAAAAUUUAAUAAAUCUUUACAAAGAAAAAGCAAAAGUGUUGCCACCGUUAGUGGACAGCUUUGGAAGAACACUGGCCAACAGUCAAGUAGAUAUAUAUGAGCCGCGAUUAGGUGUGGCUCUAUUGUUAACACAAAUUGCGCCAUUGAUUCCUAACGAAGCUAUUAAAGAAAUCGCUCAUUUCUUUAUUCCCGAAGCACUCGGAGAUCGCAAUGAGAGCGUUCAAACUCAGAUGUUAGAGGCUGGCUGUGCUCUGGUCAACCUUCACGGCAAAGAUAAUAUUACUUUAUUGCUUAAUGUCUUCGAGAAGUUUUUAGAUGAAGCGGCCAAUACUUCUGACAAUGACGUUGUCAGACGUAGUGUUGUAGUCUUAAUGGGAACACUUGCCCGACAUAUAGAUAAAGACAAUCCAAAAGUUAAGCCAAUUGUAGCCAAACUAAUUGAAGCACUUUCGACGCCCUCUCAGAUGGUUCAGGAGGCAGUUGCCAACUGUUUGCCGUAUUUGAUCCCAGCGUUCAAAGAAGAAGCACCUUCUUUAUUGCAAAAAUUACUUCAAUUACUUCUAGAAUCUGAAAGUUAUGGCGAACGUAAAGGCGCUGCUUAUGGUAUCGCAGGUAUUAUCAAAGGGUUGGGUAUUUUGUCGUUAAAACAGUUGGGAAUUAUGGAUACACUAACCGAAGCCAUACAGGAUAAGAAAAACCCUAACCAUAGAGAGGGAGCAUUGUUUGCAUUUGAGAUGUUAUGUUCAAUGUUGGGUCGACUCUUUGAGCCCUAUAUCGUACACAUAUUGCCACAUCUACUUCUUUGUUUUGGUGACACCAGUACUCGUGUCAGACAAGCAACAGACGAUACAUCUAAACAAGUGAUGUCUAAGUUGAGUGCACACGGAGUUAAACUUGUGUUGCCAUCACUUUUGAAUGCACUGGAAGAGGACUCGUGGCGAACAAAAGCCGGUUCUAUUGAACUGUUGGGUGCAAUGGCUUUUUGUGCGCCCAAACAAUUAUCAUCGUGUUUGCCAUCGAUUGUACCAAAAUUAAUGAUUGUUAUAUCUGAUUCACAUCCAAAAGUUCAGAAUACAGCUGCUCAAGCACUUAAACAAAUUGGUUCAGUUAUCAGAAAUCCAGAAAUUCAGGCCAUUGUUCCGGUUCUAUUGGAAGCACUUCAAGAUCCGGCAAACAAGACAUCCAAGUGUUUGAAUACUAUGCUUAACACAAAAUUUGUUCACUUUAUAGACGCGCCUUCACUCGCUCUUAUUAUGCCAGUUGUCGAGCGAGCAUUUCAGGGUCGGUCAACAGAGACCCGUAAAAUGGCCGCUCAGAUUAUCGGCAAUAUGUAUGCAUUGACCGAUCAAAAAGAUUUAUCACCUUAUUUGCCAUCAAUCAUACCUGGACUCAAACAAUCACUUCUAGAUCCAGUCCCAGAAGUUAGAGGUGUUACUGCACGAGCACUGGGAGCUAUGGUUAAGGGCAUGGGUGAAGAUAUCUUUGAUGAUUUGAUGCCAUGGCUAAUGUCUACAUUAACAUCCGAGACGAGUUCAGUUGAUAGAUCCGGUGCCGCUCAAGGAUUAAGUGAAGUAAUGGGUGGUCUGGGACUCGAAAGACUUGAAAAGUUUAUACCGGAAAUUAUUGAAACAUCUGAACGAAUUGAUAUCGCACCGCAUGUUAAGGACGGGUAUAUUAUGCUAUUUAUAUACUUACCAAUGGUUUUCACUCAAGACUUUACAAUAUAUAUCGGACGCAUAAUCAAUCCGGUACUCAAAGCUUUGGCAGAUGAAAAUGAAUUUGUUAGAGAAACAGCUCUUAGAGCGGGUCAACGUAUAGUCAACAUGUAUGCCGAAACUGCCAUUCAAUUAUUACUGCCCGAACUCGAGGCCGGGCUUUUCGAUGAAAAUUGGAGAAUCCGAUUCAGUUCUGUCCAGUUAUUGGGUGAUCUCUUGUUUAAGAUCUCUGGUGUCACGGGAAAGAUGACUACUGAAACAGCCGAUGAAGACGAUAACUUUGGUACUGAACAAUCACAUCGUGCUAUUAUGUAUGCAUUGGGAGGAAAUCGACGAAAUAGAGUACUUUCUGGUUUAUAUAUGGGCCGAUCGGAUGUCUCACUACAGGUACGUCAGGCGGCUCUACACGUAUGGAAAGUUGUGGUUACAAACACUCCGCGAACACUUAAGGAAAUACUUCCGACUUUAUUCUCUCUUUUAUUGGGAUGUUUGGCCUCCAAUAGCACUGAUAAGCAAACAGUGGCCGGACGUACUCUCGGAGACUUAGUUCGCAAAUUAGGAGAACGUAUUCUUCCUGAAAUUAUUCCCAUUUUAGAACAGGGACUCGAAUCAGAUCGAUCUGAUCAAAGACAGGGCGUUUGUAUUGGUCUGAGCGAAAUCAUGGCCUCCACUUCUAAAGAAAUGGUUCAGGCAUUUGUCGACUCAUUGGUACCAACAGUUAAGAAAGCACUCUGUGAUCCCUUACCCGAAGUACGACAGGCGGCUGCCAAAACAUUUGAUAGUUUACAUUCUGCGGUUGGGGUUAGAGCUCUGGAAGAAAUAUUGCCUGCACUUCUUCACCAAUUGGGUGAUCCAGAAAAAGGAGAGUUUAUUUUAGAUGGUUUACGACAAGUGAUGGCUAUUAAGAGUAGAGUUGUUUUGCCUUAUUUAGUGCCUCAAUUAACCGUUGCGCCCGUCAACACACGUGCUCUGUCAUUCCUGUCCACUGUUGCCGGCGAUUCACUAUCGAAACAUUUACCGAAAAUACUUCCGGCACUUCUAUUAGCCUUAAGUAAUGCGAUCGACACACCAAACGAGAAACAGGAAUUUGAUUACUGCCAAUCAGUAAUACUAUCGGUUAACGAUGAAUUGGGUGCCCGAACUAUUGUUGACCACCUCUUGGAAUCGGCACGUAAUGAGUCGUCAACCAUAAGACGAUCAUCAGUACUGUUACUAUACGCUUACUGUAGUUCACCGAAAGCCAACAUAUCGGCCAAUACUUCACAAUUGAUUCGCGGAUUGAUUUUGUUAUUUACCGAUUCAAACGAACAGGUAUUAAAUCAAAGUUGGGAGGCAUUGAAUGCUAUUACAAAAGCUCUGGAGAGUAAAGAACAGAUGGAAUACGUCCAAGAAGUUAGACAAGCUGUCCGACAUGCAGUCAGUGGUCUUAAAAAUGCUAAUAACGGAACCAAUCAAUUACUGUUACCGGGAUUUUGUUUAGCUAAAGGAAUAGCACCGAUACUACCGAUAUUUAGAGAAGCAAUACUUAAUGGUAAUCCCGAACAAAAAGAACAGGCGGCCAAUGGAUUGAGUGAAGUAAUUGAACUGACCAGUGCUGAAGCAUUAAAGCCAUCGGUGGUCAAUAUUGCCGGUCCUUUAAUUCGUAUUUUGGGCGAUCGUUUCACUUGGAAUGUAAAAGUGGCUGUUUUGAACACAUUGUCUCUUUUGUUAAGUAAAGUCGGUGUUCUUUUGCGACCAUUUAUACCACAAUUGCAGCAAACUUUUCUCAAAGCACUUAGCGAUGGUCACCGAAGUGUGCGCUUAAAAGCUGCCAACGCGUUGAGUCAAUUAAUUAUUGUUCACAACAGAUGCGAUCCUGUGUUCACUGAAUUACAUAAUGUGAUUAAAAGCAGUGGCAGUAGUGAUGACUGGGCUAUGAAAGAUACGACACUUCAUGCUUUGAGACUCUGUAUUACACCAGCCGGCGAUAAAAUGUCUGAUACAGUGCGCCGACAGUUAACCGCAACCAUUAUAUCACAAUUAGGAUUACCAGAUGAUUCGUGUCGCUCGACUGCUGCCUCUUGUUUGGGAGUGUUGUGUGCGUGGCUACCAAACGAUGAGCUUAACUCCAUAGCCAAAGAGCACUUACUCGACGACGAUAUGACUGUUGACUGGACUUUACGUCACGGAAGGUCUGUAGCCCUGAGGAUAGCAUUGAAAGAAGCGUUCAAUCGAUUGGUGAAAGACGAAUGGAUCGAUAGGAUAUCUAAAACACUUCUUGCGUUUAUGACAUCAGACAGAGUUCCCAUAGUUAUCAAUGGCAUCAAAGGUUCGGCGUAUCUCAUCAAAGAAUAUUUAGCCAAAUCGGAAGUUCCGCCGCAAACUAUUGUCACAGCAUUUGCGAGAGGUAUGAAUCACAGCAGUAAUGAAGUGAAGCAAACUGUGGCCUCUUCGACAAUAUUUAUUGCCAAAUGUUCGACGCCAUCGUCAAUACCGGUCAUACUUUUCAAAUCAUUGAUUCCACUUCUGGUCAACGGAACAAAAGAGAAGAACACGAUUGUUAGGGCCAACUCAGAGCACGCAUUGGUGGCAUUUCUUCGGUUAAGAUCAGGCGAUGAAGUGCUUCAGUCAUGUAUGGCUGCACUCGAUUCCGGUGCCGUUGAGUCGCUUCAGGACUGUAUCAAUAAGACAUUGAAGAAAGUGGCGCAACAACAGCACGAACCUAAAGAAGAAGAAUUUGACGACACUUUGCUUACAUAAAGUGAUAAUUUUUAUAUUAAUAUUAAAAAACAAUUGACAAAUAAUUUAAAUUUUUUUAAAAAUAACGUUUUUCUUGUUAUUUUCAUUUAAAAUGAUUGAAAAAAUUAUAAAAUUUGAUAUAUAUAUAAAUUUAAAAUAAACUAAUAU
Messenger RNA from Oppia nitens, 8574 nucleotides. It is a transcript of the gene l(3)80Fj, whose product is annotated as eIF-2-alpha kinase activator GCN1-like. Gene Ontology annotation, cellular component: cytosol. Gene Ontology annotation, biological process: regulation of translation; cellular response to amino acid starvation. The record is from RefSeq and is a predicted model, not a curated record. Gene Ontology annotation, molecular function: protein kinase regulator activity. The transcript has 5 exons. NCBI's taxonomy places the organism in Eukaryota, Metazoa, Arthropoda, Arachnida, Sarcoptiformes, Oppiidae. The coding region runs from base 331 to 8427 and encodes 2698 amino acids.